Messenger RNA from Ogataea philodendri, 2622 nucleotides. RefSeq lists its product as uncharacterized. The record is from RefSeq and is a predicted model, not a curated record. The transcript has a single exon. Lineage: Eukaryota; Fungi; Ascomycota; Pichiomycetes; Pichiales; Pichiaceae. The coding region runs from base 1 to 2622 and encodes 873 amino acids.
AUGUCCAGAUCUCAUGUUUCGUCCGUCGACUCGGACAACUUGAGACGUCUGGAACAUGCUUUGGUCAAGUUCCAUUCCUACAAACGAAAUACAACCUCCAAAACAAACAUCCUUCGUCUUUCACUCUUGCCCUUCCUAAGAAGCACCACCACCCCAUGGACCGCCCGUCCACUUUCCAAUGUCGAUCGCUCGUUGAAAGAACAUUUCCUUGAACUUUCUGCUGUUUUACUGCGUUGGUGGAAGGCUCUUUUGGUGGCUGUCAAAGAUCUCCAUCAAAUGACCGCCAUUGACAGAAAUUGCUAUCUUGAAGGUAUUUCCAGAAUCGUGGGACGUCAGGAAUGGCUGGAGAUUGCGAAGUCCACUCAAUCCGAACUCAAGUCCAAACAUGACGCCCAGUUACUUGAAACUUUUGAGUUCUGCAUAGCAAGACUUGACUUGAAAAACAUCAGUCUACCUAUCAACGCGUUUGUCGGGAAAAUCUUCGCAUACGCUUUCAUCAAACUCCCAGACAUUUCCCGUGGAUUGUUGUUUUUGCUAAACUCAAGAGUCAGAAAUUAUAAAGAGUUUCACGAUUUGGUCGUCUCGAACAAAUCUCCGCAUCACCCUAUUUCGGAAGUCAACAAAUCUGACUUCGAUACCGUUAUAGGUUCGACCCUCACAUUUUUCCCAGCACAUUUGCAUCCUCUCAUCAACUCCGCAAAGACUCCUCGGAAGACAAGAUACAAGCUCGAAACGAAAUUUUUAAACUCCAUCAGUCCUCCUUCAGAGAAAAUCAACGGUAUAAGUGAUCCACGUGGUUUGUGGUGCUCUAGAUGGGCUUCCUUGGAUAACAUUGAUCUUUUUUGUUCGUUCAUGAGACACUACCUGACUCUGGUUUCGUUUAGCAUGCAGCAAACAAGACCUUUGACAGCACAAGAAGUAUAUGCUCUACCUGGAUUCCCAUGUUUGAUUACACACGUUUUUGAAAUUAUAGACUUUCAUGUUUUCCAAUCAACAAAGCAUCCCAACGUUCCUUCUUUGGAGUCCCAAGUCAGCAAGAUUCUCAAACUUUUACGGGACUUUCUAAUGAACCCAAGACAUGAAUAUGAAGCUGCUUUAUCAAUGGGAUUUCUUCAAUGCAUGGACAAUGCUUUGAAAUUAAUUUUCUACAAGACAACCAUUUUCCAAAUGGAAAGGGUUGAUCUUUGUUUCGAUAUUUGGAUGAACCUGAUCAAAAGUAUAAAGGUCACGACUCCAUUUCUCUUGCAAGCAAUCGAUUGGAAAUUUUGGAUCAACACCGUUCUCAAAAUGCUACACUCCCAAUUCAUCAAUUGUGAAUUAAAGGCUUUGUCGAUUUUCUACCAGAUAUGGGAUUACAUUCCAACUAAUCAAGCAUUGGAAGCAGAUUGGGUUUCAAACAAGAAUGAAUCUCUCAAGUACAACUUGACUGUUUAUCUAACGAAUCCUGAAAAUUGGACCAAAUUCUUUGGUCAUUAUCUGCCUCUUGUUCGCUGCUAUUACAUCAAAUUGUUGGUUUGGAAAGUUCUUGGACUCGAUUGUCUGAAUCUCAACAUGGAUGGCACAUUUGUCGAUGUUUUGACAGCCAAAAGAAUUCAAGCUAUAGUGAAGUCGCGACUUGAUCAAAGUUUCGAGCUCUCCAAAUUACAAGAAGUGGUCCCAACCGAUCCGAUUCUCAAUAAGAAGUUCAUUAUUUCGUUCAUUGGAUCCAAGGACGAUCCAAAGAAAGAUAUCAUACGGUCGCAUCCAUAUGAGAUUUUAGACGACGCUGUGUACACAUGUGCCAACUUGUCUACAGCCAACAACUCUGCUACCAGUCUUUCCUCAUCAACAAGUUCAUUGUCUUCAACCACAUCCGCCAGCAAUUCUAAGUCAAGGUUGGCACCAACAUGGGUGUCUAAAUUAUUUAAGAAGAAGGCAGAUGAGGAACCUUCCGUUCCCGAACCUCAGCAGGGCCUGCCUGCUCCUUCUUUAUCCUCGCAGUCAUUGACAUUAUCGUCAAAAUCAUCAUCCCCUAGUCUUCUGUCUUCGGGUACCUCAUUCAGUUCGCCACAAUCGUCUAUGUCCUCUGUCGAGUUUAUCGACAGCAAUCCGGACUCUAAUUAUAAACCCAAUAUGCCCAUUGAGCUCUCUUUACGUGUCCCUGAUCUGAGCAAGCCUCUUUUCAAGUUCCAGCUGGUUCUGAACGAGAAAAAGAUCCACGAUACUUUGAAGCAACUCAAAGAUUACAAUUCUACAAAAUUUGUUGUGGGUGAUAACAAGCGCUAUAAUACCAAGCCAAAGCUGCCUGAUCUUGGAGUUGACACGAACAGUAGUUCUUUGAGCGAUGAAAGUGAUAUUGACACAGACUCUCGCAGUCUCGAUUUCCAGUUCCGCUCAACUUUGGUUUUGGACGAGAAACCUUUCGAUUUCGGAUCGAUUUCCGCAACGCCAACAUAUGCCAACGCAAUCUAUGAGUAUAACCAGAUAGUGACGGAGUUCGAACGCUUCAUCAAGGAGAGACUCGAUAAUUUGUCUGGAGCCAGCACUCCAAUGGAAACGACGCUUUUCACACUCGAAGAUGAUCUUCCAGCCUCUAUUCCGCUGCUUCUCUCCGAAUCUCCUGAAAAGUUAAAUGCAUAUUAA